GAUGGCGGAUAAUCUCCCUUCAGAGUUUGAUGUGAUCGUAAUAGGGACGGGUUUGCCUGAGUCCAUCAUUGCAGCUGCAUGUUCAAGAAGUGGCCAGAGGGUUCUGCAUGUUGAUUCAAGAAGCUACUAUGGAGGAAACUGGGCCAGUUUUAGCUUUUCAGGAAUACUAUCCUGGCUAAAGGAAUACCAGGAAAAUAGUGACAUUGUGAAUGAAGGCCCAACAUGGCAAGAGCAGAUUCUUGAAAAUGAAGAAGCCAUUGCUCUUAGCAGGAAGGAUAAAACCAUUCAACAUGUGGAAGUGUUUUGUUAUGCCAGGGGGGAUCUC
Nyctereutes procyonoides (raccoon dog) is the source of this 325-nucleotide messenger RNA. Its product is annotated as rab proteins geranylgeranyltransferase component A 1-like. Gene Ontology annotation, cellular component: Rab-protein geranylgeranyltransferase complex; cytosol; nucleus. Gene Ontology annotation, biological process: intracellular protein transport; small GTPase-mediated signal transduction; vesicle-mediated transport. The transcript has a single exon. Gene Ontology annotation, molecular function: GDP-dissociation inhibitor activity. The record is from RefSeq and is a predicted model, not a curated record. Lineage: Eukaryota; Metazoa; Chordata; Mammalia; Carnivora; Canidae. The annotation marks the transcript as partial.